Messenger RNA from Bombina bombina (fire-bellied toad), 1065 nucleotides. Its product is annotated as GATA zinc finger domain-containing protein 14-like. Bases 1 to 1065 code for a protein of 354 amino acids. Lineage: Eukaryota; Metazoa; Chordata; Amphibia; Anura; Bombinatoridae. The transcript has a single exon. The record is from RefSeq and is a predicted model, not a curated record.
AUGGAAAAGAAGGAGAACCUAGACAAGAAAGUCUCCAAAAUUAGAGGUGACAUCAUUAACAAAAAGAGCAAGAAACUUAAUAGAGAACUCAAUAUUAUCAGGAAUAGUGAUAUCAACGAGAAUAUCACUACUGAGGACACGAACAAAGAGAUUCCACACCCGAGUAAUAUGGAUGGCAGGUUACCCGCUGAUGAAGAAGAAUGGACCCUAGUCACACACAAAAAGAACAGACCAAAACAAAGAGCCCCUAACAGAGGAGAACGUGUCUAUGACUAUGAAUACAAUACCCCAAGAGACAGACAUGACCAAUAUGGAUACAGGCAACAGACGAAUCAAUUCAGGUGGGGUAGAGAAAGACACAACCACACACCCAAUAACAGAGGCCAGUGGGGAUACCAUCGCCGCUUCAGACAGGGUAACAAUGGGGCCACGAAUAAUAACGACCAGAAUGAAGAAUUCAGGUACAGCAGGGAGCUUAACCAAUCAAAUCUCCACCGACCUCACUACCAUAGAGAGAAUUUCUAUUCUCCACGUUGGAAUCGUUACAACAGAUUCAUAUACGGACAUAAUCAAUAUCCAAGAUGGAGAAACAACGACAGACCCAUCUAUGAGAAUGACUAUGCUCAAGAAGAAGGCAGGAGACAUUAUGGUGUUGGAUACGGGGAAGACCCAUACACACCGAACAACUAUAUGAAGACACAAUAUCAUCACAAUCACAAUCAUCACUUCUACAAUUCUAACGACUAUAGAAGACAACAUCAGGGGUAUAAGAAUACACCCAAUACUAACAGAGAAAGACCUAGUGACAAGAUACCAAACCGGGCGACUGCACAACAAGAACCUAGACAGGCAAACAUGACACCUAUGAAUAAGGUCGUUAGCAGAAAUCUAGACGACACUCUAACAGCCUCCACCUCUGGACACCGUUUUUUAGAGGAACAUCAAAUCACAACCAAGGAGUUAGAAAGAACAUCUGUAAAAAGGAAGAACCUAAACAUAGACGAAUUUCAGAACCCAAUGGAAAAAAGAAAAACCAUAGAGGAAAAAGGGGCGGAAGGAGAAUAA